CUCCUCUGUCCGUGAAAGAAGUAACACAGGAUGGAAGACGAUAGUCUGAACAAUGCAUCAUCCCAUUUCGGAGAGUUGUUCGAAGGUCAGACGGCGGUUUUCGAAACAACGUUUUCUGAAGCGGAUGUCCUCGUGCUAGAAAACGGUCUGGAACUAGCCACCGCUGGAAUAAAUAAUAUAUCUUCACCUAGCGUGGCCCAACCUUCGUCCCCUUACAGAACAAUGCAGAUCCAAUUAGGACAAAAGCAGCAGUUUCGAAAAGUGGAUCUUCAAACCCAAAUCUCAAAUUCAAAAAUCAACUCUAUUUCGUUACCAGUUGGUGGAACCGUGGAUAAUAGUGUCGUACGACGGUCUCCCAGCGUUCAGGACGAUGAAGAUUCCUUGAUGAAUGAAACUGGAGAAGAAAGAGUCCUGCAUUUUACUAAGGAUGAUAUAAAGGAGAAAAUUAGUUUGACCAAAGACUUGAAUUUAGUGAUUCGCCAUAAAAUAAACAAACAUUUGAAACAACGAGGCUAUCUUGAGACGCUUAUUCCAAAAAUUGUAACUAAAGAAGUUUUGAGCCAAAUGGUUGACCCAUCCAUCUCAAAAACAAAUGCUGUCCUAUUUGGACCCACGUAUCGAGCCGAAGAAAUCCACGAUGAGAUUGAAAGAUUUUAUAAGUUUUUCACGUCUCUAAAAGAACGGAAUCCUGUAAUGAGCGGAGAAUUGCGACCAAUGUUAAUGCCAAUCCUUGUGUUCUUUGUGCGAGAGUCGUACAUAAACGGGUUUAAAACUGUAUGCAAUAAGUUAAUAGGAGACUUUAGCCGAAAAUUUUUGGAAGAAGAUAAAACCCACGAAAACUGUUUAAUUGCUAUUGCAAUUAGCAUAAUUAAAAGUACGCAAGGAUUUGAGGACAAGUACUUGAAAGAAGUUUGUCAAAAGAGACAUAAAUUUACACUUAGCGAGUGUACUUUUGUAACACUAAAAAAGUUUUUAUCCAAACUUAAAAAAAGUUUGUUGGUCAACAUUUUGAGCAAUCAUUUUUUAAUCGAGUUGAAAACUUCGAAAGAAAUUGUAGAAUCUGUUCAUGUUAAUGACGGAGACAAUGAAAAAAUUGAGCCCUCCAAACCCAGCAGUAGAAUCAAGCAAGUUUUACAUCGAUUAAGGGGGAGUGUCACAGCAAAUCUUCCAUCAAUUAAAGUCUACACCACAAAUGGAUUACCGUCGUCUGCGGCUGUAUCACAAGAGGGAUCUACAUUUGCAUUUGGAAUGUCAACCUCUGGAAUUCGAAUUUGUGACGAAUCCUCUGCGAAAAUGGCUCCAUUUUCAUCCAAUGAUGAAAAUGAAGAUGCUGAUGAUGAAGAUAAUGAUGAUUACUCUGUGUAUGAACCUUCCAUUAAAACAAUAAAUGGGCACGAGGGGGGAAUUUAUGGCGUAUCUUUCCACCCAAGAACAAAACUAUUAUACUCGGCAGGUCAGGAUAGCGUUAUGAGAGCAUGGGACUUAACCCAUGAUACAAAUAUUAAUUGCAAAGCUCUAUACAGAGGUCAUUUUGGUCCAAUUUGGUCCGUGGACAUUUCUCCAUCAGGACAACUAGUUGGAACAGCCAGUACAGACUCUACUGCCAGGCUUUGGGUUCCAGAAAGAGUAGAAUGUGUUCGAAUUUUAGCAGGACAUUAUUUUGACGUUGAAAGUAUAAAAUUUCAUCCAAACGAAUCUUAUGUGGCUACUGGGUCCCUUGAUAAAUCUGCUAGGCUAUGGUCAGUUUCUGAUGGAGAAAUGGUGCGAAUCAUGACUGGAUCAGAAGGAAAAGUCAGUGCCUUAGCUUUUCAUAAAAGUGGAAACUACUUGGUUGGAGGAGGAUUUGAUGAUAUAAUUCGAGUCUGGGAUAUUCGAGAAGGGGAAUUAAUUGCAGAACUACUAAGCCCAAAAAAUUGCACAGACUUAUCAAUUUCUGGUAAUAUGCUUGCAGGCUCCUUUCAAGAUGGAGCCAUUCAAGUGUGGAAUCUCAGAAACAUUGUGGGCGGAUGUGACAAUAAUUUACAAGAAGACUUUGUUUAUUCUGUCCCGAAUCCGUACACUAUCCAUUGUCCUGUCAGUUCCCUUGUGGGCUUAUUUUACAAAGACGCUGGGAGUUUGUAUGGCUUGGGAUCUCACCCCAUAGAACCUUUAGAUCCAACUGUCAUCGAUGAAUUAUCGAAUUCUGAAGCACCUACUACCACAAUGUCAUUAAAUUCAACAGUGCCUAACCCAACCAGUGAUAAUAAUUAUAACUCAUCUCCAAUGUUCCUUAAAGUUAACCCAAUUGCAGGAAGUGACACUAUCUUAGAAAUUAGUUCUGGUUCCGAGAGCCCAAGUGAAAUGGGGGUUCCUACUACUCGAUUAAUAUCUCUUAAUCAUAUCAUCAGAGCGCCACCAAUGUCUUCAGACGAUUUUCAAAACUGCUUGGAUGAUGAAGAUAUAGAAAAUACGAAUAAUACAAUAACCAGUUCUGAUAUGGAAUUUGAAGUAGACGAACAAAUACUAGAAUCAUUUGUAGAUAAUUCCUUGUCGUAACACUAAUUAUUCGUCUAAAAAUACAAUGAACUGCUUCUAUAGUGAUUACAAUUAUGUUCCGUUUUGCAAUAAUAAUAAAAUUGUGAUUAUAUGUUGAA
Messenger RNA from Folsomia candida, 2633 nucleotides. RefSeq names its product TAF5-like RNA polymerase II p300/CBP-associated factor-associated factor 65 kDa subunit 5L. The record is from RefSeq and is a predicted model, not a curated record. Bases 31 to 2535 code for a protein of 834 amino acids. Lineage: Eukaryota; Metazoa; Arthropoda; Collembola; Entomobryomorpha; Isotomidae. Gene Ontology annotation, molecular function: protein binding; RNA polymerase II general transcription initiation factor activity. The transcript has 11 exons.